Messenger RNA from Komagataella phaffii GS115, 1254 nucleotides. RefSeq lists its product as hypothetical. The record is from RefSeq and is a predicted model, not a curated record. NCBI's taxonomy places the organism in Eukaryota, Fungi, Ascomycota, Pichiomycetes, Pichiales, Pichiaceae. Bases 1 to 1254 code for a protein of 417 amino acids. The transcript has a single exon.
AUGUUUGGACAUAAAUUCAAGGAAGAGCAGUUUUCUUUUGGCAAGAAUGUUGUCCAAGUAAACAACGGAUCGUUCGGUAGUGUUCCCACUACAGUGUUGCAGAAGUAUAAAGAAGCCAUUGAUUUAGACCAUGAGUUUUCUGAUAGAUAUCUGCUCUAUAAACUCCCUGGAACCUUAAAGGAGGCAACUGCACAAGUCGCUGAGUUUGUCAAUUCUGAUGUGAAUAACAUUGUCUUUACAAUGAAUGCCACGACUUCGGUUAAUACAGUUUUGAGAUCUUAUCCAUUUGUGAAGGGUGAUAAAAUUGCCAUGUUCGACAUUACAUAUGGAGCAUGUGCUAACACUGUCAAGUUUUUAUCCAAGAGACAGGGGAUAGAAGUGGUAACAGUUGAGCUGAAGCUUCCUUUGGAGGAUGAUGAGAUCGUUGAAAAGUUUGAAGCUACGUUAAAGGAAGAGAAACCGAAAUUGGCUUUAUUUGAUGUUAUUGUUUCGAUGCCAGGAAUACGUUUGCCCUUUGAAAGAUUGAUAGAGGUUUGCAGAAAGCACAAUGUAUUAUCUUUAGUCGAUGGAGCCCAUGCUAUUGGUAUUCUUCCUCUGGACCUCAAGAAAUGGAAACCAGAUUUCUUUUUGUCGAACUUGCACAAGUGGCUUUAUGUUCCUAAAGGUUGCAGCUUCCUGUACGUGGAUCCCAAGCACCACAGAAACAUUCAUACAUUUCCAGUUUCCCAUAGCUAUUUGGAUGAUGAGGAAGUAUUGAGUGAAGAGUUGGAAAAGACUAGACUUGUUGACAGAUUCGCAUUCUAUGGAACUUUUUCAUACGCGGGCAUUGACUGCAUCCCAGCUGCUUUGGAGUUUAGAAGAACAGUUUGUGGCGGAGAAGAAAAGAUUAAUGAUUAUUGCUUUAAACUAGCCAAAGAUGCAGCUAACCACAUUGCCAAACAAUGGAACACUUCGAUUCUGGAAAAUGCCAAAGGCACUCUUUCCACAACCAUGUCCAAUGUGGAGGUACCGGUGAAUGAUCAGUUGCUGCAGUUCCUGAAGAAGGAUAAGAAAAAUAUUGUUAAAUUGAGAAAAACGGUUGACCCUUUAAUGUUAAAAGAGCAUAACACUUUGCUGCCAAGUAUUUUCCACAAUGGUAAGCUAUGGGUACGUUUUUCAGCUCAAAUAUACAACGAGCUAAGCGACUAUGAAUAUGCAUCUGGUCUUUUCCUGAAAUUGUUAGAGGAGAAUGAAGCUCACAUACUUAGUCUCUGA